This is a messenger RNA of Chaetomium globosum CBS 148.51, 654 nucleotides long. RefSeq lists its product as uncharacterized. Gene Ontology annotation, cellular component: EKC/KEOPS complex. Bases 1 to 654 code for a protein of 217 amino acids. NCBI's taxonomy places the organism in Eukaryota, Fungi, Ascomycota, Sordariomycetes, Sordariales, Chaetomiaceae. The record is from RefSeq and is a predicted model, not a curated record. The transcript is spliced from 2 exons.
AUGGGUGAUGUUUUUAGCUCAAGGCCUGUUGUUAUGGCUUGCUUCAGGGUCUCUUCGGUGCUGGGAGCUCGUAGCCAAUCCCAAUCGUCCAAUCUGCGCCAGGGGUAUUGUCGCCAUGGCAACAACACUGGUCAGGCUGCCGGACAAUUGGCUUGGUGGAGCUUAACAGACAGGGGUGAUUUGCGGACCCCUUUCUGCGCGCCUGUUAUCUUAUCGCAAAGCCAACGGUUGCCCCACCAGUGCAGCGCUGGAAUCCGAACAUCGUCAUCUGUCACCACUCCGAGACGAAACCCCUUGACUGCCAGAGUUGUUGGCGCCAGCACAGCCAUGGCCACCGACACGUCAAAUGGGUUCCCCUGCGCCCUAACCCUCGACGUCCCUUUCCCCAAUGCGCGCCUCGCCUCGGUGGCGCUGCAGGCUCUCAGAGUUGACAAGGAGUUGUCAUCAUUAGUGAAGCGCAAUCUAUCCGCCGUCGCGACUGAGGGCUCAUUAGAUCCGACCGUCCUCCGAAUCGAAUACAAAGCCGCGACCAACCGCAUGCUGCGCGUCGCUGCCAACUCGUUCCUCGACAGCCUUGCUUUGGUGUUGGAGGUUCAAGAGGAGCUUGACGUAGAUGCGGUAGAGGCGAGACAGGCCGAAGGGACGAGCGGAUGA